CCACAGUCAUUUGUCUCUUUCAUCUCCCAGUGCCCUUUUUGGUAUCUCAAAUUGUCUUAUUGGGCAUAUACAGGUGUUCCUUUUGGGUUUCUCCAAGUGUUGUUUUGCACAUCCCCAAGAAUGCUUUUGGGGUGAAAGGUGUUCCUGUUAUAAGGUACAAAGGGUGCAUAAUUGUGUUUAUAUAAGCACUGGUGUAUGAAAUGAAAGAAUACAGUUAUUACAAAUGCUGAAAGAGAAUAAAAAAAUAUUUUCUUAUAAAUGUGCAAAGCAGGAAUAUUAUUAGUUGUAGUUCAUGUUGUAUUGCAGUUUGAGGUGUUGGACUGUGUUCAGGCACAUGGAUAAGGCUUGACUGCAAUGUUUCCACAGGCGUGUGGCAGCUCAGAUGAUAAUACGUUCUCCUAAUUGGAUUGAACACCAGCGAUCUACUGAGCUUUAGGCAGAGAGAGCACUGCCAUUCUCAGUGCAGACUUUCUGUCCAACAGGUACUAGGAUGAAGGACCCACUUCCAGGUCCCAAAUUCCACAAGGUCUGGCCAAAACGCCAAACAGACAAAAAAGCCAAAAACGAAGCUCCAACCAAAACCACCAAACCUGUCCUGCUGACCCCGAGAAUACCAACUUUAACAGCAGAGCAAAGGAUGAAGCAGACACGAUUCGAGAGGGUCGUCUACGACAUGGCUCACAACAAGCGAGUGGUCAGUGACAUCAUCCUGGGCAAAAGGAUAUCUUUCUAUGAGCUACGAGGAGAAAUAGGCACCGGCAAUUUCUCACAAGUCAAACUCGGCAUUCAUGAUUUGACUAAAGAGCGUGUUGCAGUGAAAAUUCUUAAUAAAAUGCGCCUGGACAAGAAGACGCAGACGUUAUUUACUUCUGAAAUCUCUUGCAUGGAAAGACUGUCGCAUCCAAAUAUUGUGCGCCUUUAUGAGGUGAUAGAGUCAAGCAAGCACUUGUACUUGGCUAUGGAGUACGGCAGUGGGGGAGACCUCUUUUCACGCAUCAGCACCAGAGGGCGCCUGCCAGACCUCGAGAGCAAGCUCGUCUUUGCCCAGAUCAUCUCUGCAGUCAAAUAUAUGCACGACAACGACAUCGUCCACCGUGACCUUAAAGCUGAAAACAUCUUCUACACCACCAGCUACUGUAUUAAAGUUGGUGACUUCGGCUUCAGCACAAUCAGCGGCCCUGGCGACAUUCUGACUACGUUCUGUGGCUCCCCGCCGUACGCCGCACCCGAGCUGUUCAGGGAGAAGAGCUACGUGGGCCUCUUUGUGGACAUCUGGGCUCUGGGGGUUCUGCUUUACUUCAUGGUGACCGCCACCAUGCCGUUCCACGCUGACAACCUGAGCCGGCUGAAGCGUUGCAUCCUGCAGGGGUCGUACGCUGUUCCCCAGCACGUGCCUGAGCCCUGCCAGCAGGCCAUCAAAGGCAUGCUGAGGCCUGUGCCUCCUGACCGAAGCAGCCUCUCCCAGCUCAUGUCCUGCUCCUGGCUGAGCGGCAUCGACUACCCCAAGCCUUAUCCCACGCUCAGCCUCACGCCCAACCACCUGGCCGAACCCUCCCCUGACCUGUGUGUAGAAGAAAAGGAAGUGACCUCAGCACUCAAGGACUUGGGCAUAAGCAGCACGCACCUACAGAACAACACCUGCACAGACUUGCGCAGCCCCAUCACAGGAACCUACCGCAUCCUGCUGCACAGCAUUCAGAAGAGGAGGUCAGUGGAGAUGGUAGGGUAUUCCGCACUCUAUCCCGAGGACUUUCGGGACAGCAAGCACUGGGACAGCAAACACGACCCGUCCUCUGUCUGCACUGUGCUUUAAUGACUGGCCUCUGGGUCCCAUCAUAGUGUGGUGCAUUUAGAUAGUCCUUUCUCUUAAACCUUGUAAACAACAUCAUAAAUAUCUGGCAUGAAAUCAACAAGUCUUAGGCAAGUCUCAUGUUGCCUAAGUUUACAAUGUUCAGCAAGUACGUUCAGGGAGUACAUUCUCCAGUACUGGGUCACAUUCAUAAAACUGGUAAUGAAAUCCUAUUCACAAAGGUGCAGUGGUAGAAAUCAGUUUGAUACUCUCUUUAAAUUGUUUUUUAUUGUUGUAGUGUUUUCACGCAGUAUAUGCAUGUUAAUAUCCACUUCUCAGCUCCUGUUUGAGUGCCAAAUUUGAAACGGGAAGUUCUAUCCAAUGUCAAAAGCAGUUCCAAGGUAUCUAGGCAAUCUCAGUGCACAGGGACAUGUGGAGUUGGUGAAUUUAAACUAAAUAAUAAUACAAAAAACUACAGGUCAAAAGAUUAAAAACACUCUAAUUUUUGUCUGCUGGUUGACAAACUCAUACAGUACACAGCAGAAGUACCCAGCAGACUUCGUCUGAGGGAGGAAUCUGUGGCUAGUCAGGGUGGGUUUGUGGCAAGAAGUCACCAGAUAAGGAAGAUUUAAGUGCAUUCAAAUAAUGAGUUUUGUGCUUCUAUUGCAGUUAAGCAUGAACUAGCUUGUUCGUGUUUUGCCAUUUAGCACAAGCUAAUCUUAUACAUAGAGUGGCCAGCAACAGAUUAUUUGCAUAAAAGUGACAGAGCUCCUAAAUGGCUCAUUCUGUAAGGGACUGAAGCUGGCAAGUAUAGAGCGGGUGAGUUUCUUUAUUUAAGGGUGAUUUUGUGCAAAGAAUUUUAUGAACUUGUUUUGUAUAGCCCUUAGACCUAUUCUAAUUUGUGUAAAAAUAGUUAUUUAUAGUAUGUUACCUUUAAAUGGUAUAAAAUUUAGAAGUAAAUUUACUUGGCUUUUAAGGGGAAAAAAACUAAAACUGACAAUUUACAAAUAGGGAUGUUCUAAAACUUUUUGCCAAUAGUGUACUUCAUGCAGCAACUUGGUUAAAAAGAAAGUUGGGUGUGUCCCAAUUGCAUAUUAAUUCCUAAUACUAACUAGAUGUUGAGUAUAAAGUGUAGUUUAGGUAAAGGUCUGCAAGUUAAGUAUACACAAAUAAACACAUUGUUUGAGUGUGUCCCUGAGUGUAAUGUCUCACAGUAUUAGUGUGUAGUGCGCAAUUGGGACGUAGCCAAGGGGCCUGAUUUGUCUAUUACGUAGCUGCGGCUGGCGGCCUUCAGAAAGUUGACACCUCUAUUGGAGGCGGUGAUGAUGUAAGAAGAAGAAAAGCUUCUGAUUGGCUAAGCUGUAACUCAACCGGCCCUCACUAUACCCAGUCCCUGUGCAUUUAGUAACCCUCUAACAUCCAUCUUUUAAAUGUGCUAAGAAAGUGGGAGCAGCUGAAAUUGGGAAUUCUAAUGCUUGUUAACCUCUAGGAUAAUUAUUUAGUUAUUAAUGUUAAUGCACAUUCAUAACUAUUGUGAUAUAUUUAUUGACUGCUUUAGUUCAGCAUGUUUCGUGGCAUCCCAAAGGGCUCCAUUUGCAAGCCUAUGAAACUGCACUAAGUUGUGAUAAUGUUGUUAAGAGUGAAUAAUCUGAAAAUCUGAUGAUCUGAUCAUCUUUUUAAGGCAUUUUUUAUGACAAAAACCUUAUAAGUGAACCUUGAGGAAAACUGGGAUUACAGGCCCUUUUGCAUAUCAGAUAUAUAAUUAUAUAUAAUUAAAUAAUUAAAAAUAUAUGGCACUGUACAUUUAAGUGAUUUCCUGCUAGAAUGUUCACUUUACCUCAGGAAGAGCUUGGGAAUUAGCUGGUUAGUUGAAUCAGUGAUAAGGGAUCAGUGAUAUUAGAGCAGGGAUGAGUGAUUCAGGGCCUCUGAAGUACUGGGAGAUACGAACAUUAAUACAGUAAAUAGUAAAGCACCAAUACUACGAAUACUACAUUUGCAGGGAUGUGACAUGUUGCAUUCUUGUGAUUUAUAGUUUUAUCUGUCAUCAUUAAUUAUAAGUUUAUUCCAGCCACAUGCAAUGGUUCUCUUUAGCUUUAUCUAUUUUUGUAAUAAAGCAAUAAGGUAUAUUUGUAAUGAA
Messenger RNA from Astyanax mexicanus (Mexican tetra), 3926 nucleotides. Its product is annotated as serine/threonine-protein kinase NIM1. Gene Ontology annotation, biological process: microtubule cytoskeleton organization; intracellular signal transduction; protein phosphorylation. The coding region runs from base 491 to 1813 and encodes 440 amino acids. NCBI's taxonomy places the organism in Eukaryota, Metazoa, Chordata, Actinopteri, Characiformes, Acestrorhamphidae. The record is from RefSeq and is a predicted model, not a curated record. The transcript has 4 exons. Gene Ontology annotation, cellular component: cytoplasm. Gene Ontology annotation, molecular function: protein serine/threonine kinase activity; tau-protein kinase activity; ATP binding.